AUGUCAUUUCUCCUGUGGGGUCCCAACAGCUCCUCCUGGGUGCUGUCGAGGCACAUCAGAGUGCAUCACUUCAAUGCUGGAAAUUCAUUCAAGACAUUUUUCCAGGAUCUCUGGUGGCUGCUCUUUGGAAUAAUCCUGCUUUGUUCCCCAGCAUGUUGCUCUGUCUUUAAAAUUGGACUGCUUGGACCCUGGAACUGUGACCCCUUCUUUUCCAAAGCCUUUCCCCAUGUGGCUGCCAGGUUAGCUGUGGGACGAAUAAGCAGAGACCCUUCACUAGAUCUUGGCCACCGGCUGGAUUAUGUGAUCCUGCAAGAAGAAUGUGAGACACCAAGAGCUCUGGUUAGAUUUGUUGACUUUGGAAAGCUUUCCUCAGCUUUUAUAGGCCCUCUAAACCCUGGCUUCUGUGAGGUGGCUGCACAUUUAGGAAAAAACUGGAAUAAAGCUAUCUUCUCAUGGAUGUGCAUCAAUUAUAAGCUGGAUUCCACCAUCCACCAUAACGCGUUUGCAAGAACUCUGCCCUCUCCAACCCAAAUUUUGCUUACAAUAAUGAAAUAUUUUAAGUGGGCUCAUAUUGGCAUCAUUGCAUCCAGUGACGAUAUUUGGAUGUACACAGCCAAGGAGUCAGCAACUGCGCUCAGGAACCAUGGGCUACCUGUAGGCAUUGUUACAUCUGUGCAUAAGGGAGAAAAAGGCAUUGAAGACACCUGGAACAAGAUUAAAGAAGUUAAUAACAUUAAAAUUAUACUGCUGUGCAUGCACUCUGCUCUCAUCGGAGGGCAGGAACAGGCCGCCUUACUCACAAAAGCUCUGGAAAUGGGACUAGCAGAUGGAAGAUACAUCUUUGUUCCCUAUGACACUUUGCUGUACAAUCUUCCUUACCAAAACAACUCAUUCAGUGUCUUUGAUAAUGACAGCAAGCUCCGGGAGGCUUAUGAUGCUGUGCUGACCAUCACGCUGGAGUCUGGAGAAAGGACUUUCUAUGAUGCAUUCAGGGAAGCUAAAGAAAGUGGUGAAAUAAUCAGGGAUUUGGAAGCCACACAGGUUUCUCCACUCUUUGGAACAAUCUAUGAUGCCAUUUACUUCAUGGCAAUGGCUAUGGACAGUGCACGGAGGAAAGGGGUCAGAACCUCAGGAGCCAACAUAGCUGAGCACACGAAAAACUUCAGUUUCCCUGGAUUUAGUCACCGAGUAGAGACAGACAGCCAUGGGAAGGGGCUGAACAACUAUGUGAUACUGGACACAGAUGGUCAUGGGAACCAGCUUUUCCCAACCCACCUGCUGGACAUGUCUUCAGGCUCUGUGCUGUCCCUAGGCCAGGCCAUCCACUUUCCCAAUGAAGUUCCACCCAAACCAGACUCCAGCUGUUGGUUUGAUCCAGAUGUUCUCUGUGCUGAAGGGAUUGAGCCUGCAGUCAUUUUGUUGGGAGUAAUGCUGUUAUUUUUCCUGGUGUUGUGUGCUGUGGGCCUGGCUUCUCUCAUCAGGCAGAGUAUCUUGAACAACCAGCUUUUCAGGGGUCCGAACAAGAUCAUACUGACCUUGGAUGACCUCAUCUUCAUCAACCCAGAGCUACAUAGAAAGAGGCUGACCUUGGACAGUCUGACUGAUGCAAACAGCAUAGCAGUCAAGAACAGAAGCCUGAAAUCCGUAACCCGCUCUGCUUCCUUGAAAAGCACAGGUGCCACCCAUGAAACCUCCAAUGUGGCUUUGUAUGAGGGAGACCAGGUGUGGCUGAAAAAAUUUGAGACAGGAGCAGUUCACUAUCUGAGGCAAAGCUCCACCAGCAUCUUAAGGAAGAUGAAAGAUCUGCGUCAUGAAAAUGUGAAUCUGUUCCUGGGCUUUUUCUCGGACUGUGGCAUCUUUGCCAUAGUGACGGAGUACUGCUCACGAGGCAGCCUGGAGGACUUGCUGAGAAAUGAGGAUAUGAAAUUGGACUGGAUGUUCAAGUCCUCUCUUGUGAUGGAUCUAAUUAAAGGAAUCAGAUAUUUGCAUCACCGAGAUUUUGCCCAUGGACGUCUCAAGUCUCGUAACUGUGUUGUGGAUGGCCGGUUUGUCCUGAAGAUCACUGACUAUGGUUAUAAUGAGAUCUUAGAGGCACAGAAAUGCCCCUAUAUUCAGCCAUCCCCGGAAGAAUUGCUCUGGACGGCUCCUGAGUUACUGAGGGACCCAGACAUGUGCAGAAAAGGCACAAUCAAAGGGGACAUUUACAGCUUUGCAAUCAUCCUACAAGAAGUGGUUGCUCGGGGUCCACCUUACUGCACAUCAGAACUCUCAGCUGAAGAAAUUAUAAAGAAAGUGAAGAAGCCCCCUCCCCUCUGUCGCCCAAACAUAGCUCCUGAGGUAGCCCCCCUGACAUGCAUCCAGGUAAUGAAGCAAUGCUGGGCUGAAGCCCCUGAACGACGUCCAACCUUUGAGGAGGUGUUUCAUAAGUUCAAAACCAUCAACAAAGGGAAAAAGACCAAUAUCAUUGACUCAAUGCUCAGGAUGCUUGAGCAGUACUCAAGCAACCUGGAAGAUUUAAUCAGUGAGCGGACUGAAGAGCUAGAGGUUGAAAAACAGAAGACAGAAAAACUGCUGUCACAAAUGCUUCCACCUUCAGUGGCAGAAGCCCUCAAGACUGGUGGCACUGUGGAACCGGAGUAUUUUGACCAGGUGACCAUCUACUUCAAUGAUAUUGUGGGCUUCACAUCCAUUUCAGCCCUCAGUGAACCCAUUGAAGUAGUUGACCUUCUGAAUGACCUUUACUCUCUGUUCGAUGCUGUUCUUGGAAACCAUGAUGUUUACAAGGUGGAGACAAUUGGUGAUGCCUACAUGGUUGCUUCAGGGCUCCCAAAACGGAAUGGAAACAAGCACGCAGCUGAAAUUGCCAACAUGUCCUUGGACAUCCUCAGCGCUGUGGGAACAUUCAAAAUGAGGCACAUGCCAGACAUUCCCCUCAGGAUACGAAUCGGGCUGCACACAGGGCCUUGUGUGGCAGGCGUGGUGGGGCUGACCAUGCCACGGUACUGCCUCUUUGGAGACACGGUGAACACGGCGUCAAGAAUGGAGUCCACAGGCCUGCCUUACAGAAUUCAUGUCAGCCAAAGUACAGUGGAUACACUUCGGAAUCUGAACGAAGGCUAUGAAAUCAUACCCAGGGGAAAAACAGAACUGAGGGGUAAAGGAGUAGAGGAAACAUAUUGGCUGGUUGGGAAAAAAGGCUUCCAGAAGCCCUUACCUAAACCUCCUGAAAUAAAGCCAGGCCACAACUGGCCAGAUGUACUGACCAGGAAAUUGAAAUCUGUCCUGAGGGACACAAAGAGGACACUAAGAAAGCAAAGAGCUGGGAAGCAUGAAGGAGAAAUAAGUUUUGGAGAGGAUGAAAUCUGA
Messenger RNA from Vidua macroura (Pin-tailed whydah), 3366 nucleotides. RefSeq names its product guanylate cyclase 2F, retinal (gene GUCY2F). Bases 1 to 3366 code for a protein of 1121 amino acids. The record is from RefSeq and is a predicted model, not a curated record. Lineage: Eukaryota; Metazoa; Chordata; Aves; Passeriformes; Viduidae. Gene Ontology annotation, biological process: intracellular signal transduction; cGMP biosynthetic process; receptor guanylyl cyclase signaling pathway. The transcript is spliced from 18 exons. Gene Ontology annotation, molecular function: peptide receptor activity; ATP binding; protein kinase activity.